GCGGCGCGCGCCGCGGGCCUCGGGGCAGCCAUGGCGGAGGCCGCGCCGCAGCACCUGUCGCUGCCCUCGGGGCUGCUGGAGCUGUGCGCGCUGCUGGGCGCCUCCCGGGACAGCCUUCGCGGCCUGGAGCAGGUUGCUCAGAAGAAGGGAGUCAGAAAUCUUUCUUCUCUUGAUCCAGAGGUUCUGUCCGUUUUUGUGCCUCCUUUUAUCAGUAAAGAGGACAGUCAGAUGGCCAAUGCCCAGUGUGCUAUGCUCGGAAAGACCCGAAGGCGCUCCUUCAGAAAGAAGAGGGAGAAGCCCAGGCUGGAGCAGUGGAAGGGCCUCCCAGGGGCUCCCAAAGUGCCGGAUCCUGAAGAUGUCACCAUCCCGGGUGGUGUGGACCUCCUUGCCCUGCCCCAGCUGUGCUUCCCAGGGGGCGUGUGCGUGGCCUCUGAACCAAAGGAGGAUUGUGUCCACUUCCUGGUGCUGACCGACUUCUGCGGGAACAGGACCUACGGUGUGGUGGCCCAGUACUACCGACCCCUGCAUGAGGAAUACUGCUUCUACAACGGCAAAGCACACUGGGAACCAUCGUGGCCAGCCGUAAGCUCCUCGGGCUUCUUUGUGCCCUUCGCGGUCUGUGUGGUUUCCAGGUUCCCCUACUACACUGCCCUCAAGGACUGCCUCUCCUGUUUAUUGACUCAUCUGAAGCUCUGUAAAGACUUUGAAGUUGACAAUCCUAUAAAAGACUUUGCUGCGAAACUAUCUUUAAUACCCAGUCCACCGCCUGGACCGCUCCAUCUGAUAUUUAACAUGAAACCACUCCAGAUUGUGUUUCCUGCGCGAGCAGACCUCGAAAGCCCUGUUCUUGACCUGGACCUGCACCUGCCCCUGCUGUGCUUCCAGCCUGAGAGGGUGCUCCAGAUCCUGACAUGCAUCUUGACGGAGCAGCGGCUUGUGUUCUUCUCCGCGGACUGGGCCCUGCUGACGCUGGUCGCCGAGGGCUUCAUGGCCUAUCUGCACCCCUUGCAGUGGCAGCACCCCUUUGUGCCCAUCCUGUCCGACCAGAUGCUGGAUUUUGUCAUGGCUCCCACGUCCUUUCUCAUGGGCUGCCACCGUGACCACUUUGAGGAAGUCAGCAAGGAAGCAGAUGGUGUAAUUCUGAUAGAUAUCGAUCACGGGAGCAUUACCUGCUCGAAGUCCUCAGACAAUCACGUGGACAUUCCUGCCAUCCCUUUCUUAGCAGCACAGACAUUUAUUCAAAGGGUACAGGGCCUCCAGCUGUACCGGGAGCUGCACCUCGCUCACCUCGGCUCCAGCACAGACCUGAAUGAGGGCCGAGCCCGCAGACGUGCCUGGCAGCAGAAGCUCAACUGCCAGAUCCAACAGAUCGCCCUGCAGCUGCUUGUAAGCAUCUUCAGGGAUGUGAAGAAUCACUUAAAUUAUGAACACAGAGUAUUUAAUAGUGAAGAAUUUCUCAAAACAAGAGCCCCAGGGGACCAGCAAUUCUAUAAGCAGGUGCUGGACACCUACAUGUUUCAUUCCUUUCUUAAAGCGCGACUCAACAGAAAGAUGGAUGCCUUUGCUCAGAUGGACCUCAACACCCAGUCUGAAGAGGACAGAAUCAAUGGGAUGCUUAUAAGUCCAAGAAGACCGACAGUUGAGAAGAUAGCCUCCCAGAAGCCUUCCCCUCUGCACGUGGCCCACAGGCGCAUGGUGGUCAGCAUGCCCAAUCUGCAGGACAUAGCCACGCCUGAGCUGGCACCCAGGAACUCCUCGCUCCGGCUGAUGGACACCACAGGCUGUAAGGGCAGUGGCCCAGUUGCGAACAUGACCCCUAAAUCCACGUAUACGUUCAAGAUCCCAGAAAUCCACUUUCCCCUGGUGAGCCAGUGCGUCCAGGCAUACUACGCAGACUUUGUCACCCUGCUCAGCAAGGCCAUGAGCUUACUAGCUCCUGAGAACUCUCUGCUCCUGGCCCGGUAUUUCUACCUGCGAGGGCUCGUUCAUCUGAUGCAGGGACAACUACUGAGCGCCCUCUCGGAUUUCCAGAAUCUGUAUAAGACAGACAUAGGGAUCUUCCCUGCCGACCUGGUGAAGCGGAUGGUGGAGUCUAUGUCCACCCCCGAGCGGGCACAGGCCGAGCGGAUGCCUGAGCUGAAGCGGCUCAUCAGCGAGGUCCUAGACAAGCCGCGUGAGGCCCCGAAGACGGACGACCACGUGAAGAACUUUGAGCUGCCCAAGAAGCACAUGCCGCUGGACGAGUUCGUGAAGCGGGUACAGGAGUCGGGGGUUGUGAAGGACACCACCAUCAUCCACCGGCUGUUUGAGGCACUGACCGUAGGGCAGCAGAAACAAAUCGACCCAGAAACAUUCAAGGAUUUCUACAACUGCUGGAAGGAGACGGAAGCAGAGGCCCAGGAGGUCAGUCUGCCGUGGUUGGUGAUGGAGCAUCUUGAUAAGAACGAGUGUGUGUAUAAGCUGUCGAGCUCGGUGAAGACGAACCUAGGCGUCGGCAAGAUCGCCAUGACCCAGAAACGCCUGUUCCUCCUGAUGGAAGGAAGGCCUGGCUACGUGGAGAUCGCCACCUUCAGAAACAUAGAGGAAGUCAGAAGUACCACGGUCACUUUUCUGCUUCGGAGAAUACCCACUUUAAAAAUUAAAAUGGUGUCCAAGAAAGAAGUCUUUGAAGCUAACCUGAAAACAGAGUGUGACCUUUGGCACCUGAUGGUGAAGGAGAUGUGGGCUGGGAAGAAGCUGGCCGAUGACCACAAGGACCCUCAGUACAUCCAGCAAGCGCUGACCAACGUCCUGCUGAUGGACGCCGUCGUUGGCACACUACAGUCGCCAGGUGCCAUUUACGCUGCCUCCAAAUUAUCUUACUUCGAUAAGAUGAAGAACGAACUGCCCAUGGCUGUUCCGAAGACAACCUCGGAAACGCUGAAACACAAAAUCAAUCCUUCGGCGGGAGAAACUUUUCCACAUGCUGUGGACGUCUUGUUGUACACUCCAGGACAUCUUGACCCAGCAGAAAAAGUCGAAGAUGCUCACCCCAAACUGUGGUGCGCCCUGAAUGAGCACUCUGAAGGCCGAGUGAUUGUGUUUGAUGCUUCCUCCUGGACAGUCCACCAGCACUGCUUUAAAGUGGGGACUUCUAAACUGAACUGCAUGGUGAUGGCGGAGCAGAGCCAGGUGUGGAUCGGCUCGGAGGACUCCGUUAUCUACAUCAUCAACAUCCACAGUAUGUCUUGCAACAAGCAGCUUACCGAUCACCGCUCCAGUGUCACGGACUUGAUUGUGCAGGACGGAGAGAAGGCGCCCAGCGUGGUUUACUCGUGCAGCAUAGACGGGAUGGUGCUGGUGUGGAACGUGAGCACGCUGAAGGUGACCAGUCGCUUCCAGCUGCCGUGUGGCGGCCUCACGUCCAUCAGACUGCACGGCGGCCGGCUGUGGUGCUGUACAGGUAGCAGCAUUGUGGUUGUGACACUCAAUGACUUUUUUCGUCAAGAGUUGAAGGUCGAUGAGAACUUCAAAGAGACGAGCACCACCUUCCUCGGUUUCCAGCUCCUUCCCGAGCAGGAGCAGCUGUGGGCGGCUUGCGCGGGCUACAGCGAGCUUUACAUCUGGAGCCUGAAGGACUUGGCCCAGCCCCCCCAGAGGGUGCCCCUUCAGGACUGUUCCGAGAUCAGCUGCAUGAUCAGGGUGAAGCAGCAGAUCUGGGUGGGCAGCCGAGGGCUGUCGCAGGGGAGGCCCAAAGGCAAGAUCUACGUGAUCGAUGCGAAGAGGAAGACCGUGGAGAAGGAGCUGGUGGCACACUCAGACACCGUGAGGACGCUGUGCUCGGCCGAGGACAGAUACGUGCUGAGCGGGGCAGGCGAGGAGGAGGGGAAGAUCGCCAUCUGGAAGGUGGAAUAA
Molecule: messenger RNA, 3894 nt
Organism: Carlito syrichta (Philippine tarsier)
Lineage: Eukaryota; Metazoa; Chordata; Mammalia; Primates; Tarsiidae
Gene: DENND3
Product: DENN domain containing 3
Exons: 23
Coding region: 31-3894 (1287 amino acids)
Biological process (GO): regulation of Rab protein signal transduction
Cellular component (GO): cytoplasmic vesicle
Molecular function (GO): protein binding
Source: RefSeq, a predicted model, not a curated record